Xenopus laevis (African clawed frog) is the source of this 4393-nucleotide messenger RNA. RefSeq names its product amyloid beta (A4) precursor-like protein 2 S homeolog (gene aplp2.S). The transcript is spliced from 17 exons. Gene Ontology annotation, biological process: axonogenesis; central nervous system development. Gene Ontology annotation, molecular function: endopeptidase inhibitor activity; serine-type endopeptidase inhibitor activity; transition metal ion binding. The coding region runs from base 127 to 2343 and encodes 738 amino acids. The record is from RefSeq and is a predicted model, not a curated record. NCBI's taxonomy places the organism in Eukaryota, Metazoa, Chordata, Amphibia, Anura, Pipidae. Gene Ontology annotation, cellular component: membrane.
GGCACCUGGGCUUGGUGACGUCAAUUCCGGAUGCGCUUUGGAGCUUUCGCUGCGGUUGGGUAAGGUUCUUCAGUCUGGUGGUAGAAGCUUAGGAGAGAGGAGUUAGCGGACGUGGGAGACAUUACCAUGGGGACCCCACCUACGCUGUUCGCUGUGAUAGCUGUGAUAUUAGUCCCAACACUAGCCGGUUAUAUCGAGGCACUGGCAGCCAAUGCUGGAACAGGCUUUGCUGUGGCAGAGCCACAAGUGGCUAUGUUUUGUGGCAAAUUAAACAUGCAUGUUAACAUUCAGACUGGAAAAUGGGAACCUGACCCUUCUGGGACCAAGAGCUGCAUUGGCACCAAGGAAGAAGUUCUUCACUACUGUCAAGAGGUGUAUUCUGAUCUUCAAAUAACCAAUGUGGUAGAAGCAAAUCAGCCAGUUAGUAUUGAUAACUGGUGCAAAAGGGGAAAAAAACAAUGCAAGGGUCAUUCCCACAUUGUUGUUCCAUUCAAGUGUCUAGUUGGUGAGUUUGUUAGUGAUGUGCUGCUUGUUCCAGAGAAGUGCAAGUUCUUUCACAAGGAAAGAAUGGAUGCAUGCGAGAGUCACCAGCACUGGCAUAAUGUAGCCAAAGAGGCUUGUAUGACAGAGGUUAUGGUCCUCCACAGUUAUGGCAUGUUAUUACCAUGUGCUGUGGACCAGUUCCGUGGGGCUGAGUAUGUCUGCUGUCCUCAAACAAAGAUUCUAGAUGAAGCUCUUUCUAAGGAGGAAGAAGAGGAUGAUGAGGAAGAAGAUGAAGAUGAUUAUGAUUCUUACAAGAGUGAGUUCCCCACUGAGACUGAUAUAGAGGAUUUUACUGCAGCUGCAGAAGAGGAAGAAGAAAUAGAAGAUGAAGUUGUAGAAGACCGCGACUAUUACUAUGACAAUGAUGAGGACUACAAUGAUGAAAACCCAACAGAGCCCCCUAAUGAGCGACAACUAUCUGGAAAAGACAUAAUAACAGAUGUCAAAUCUGUCUGCUCCCAAGAGGCCGUGACAGGUCCCUGCCGGGCCAUGAUGCCACGCUGGUACUUCGACCUUGGUCAGAAAAAAUGUGUUCGCUUUAUAUAUGGAGGCUGUGGAGGCAACAGGAACAAUUUUGAGUCUGCGGACUAUUGCAUGGCCGUUUGUAAAGUGAUGAUUUCACAAACGCCAGCUCCAGCCGAUGAUGUGGAUGUUUAUUUUGAGACCCUAGCUGAUGAUAAUGAACAUGCACGAUUCCAGAAGGCUAAAGAACAGCUAGAGGUUCGACACCACAACCGCAUGGAACGAGUGAAAAAGGAAUGGGAAGAGGCUGAGAGUCAGGCCCAGAGUUUGCCAAAAGCUGAAAGACAGACCCUCAUACAGCAUUUUCAGGCCACAGUGAAAGCCCUUGAAAAAGAGGCAGCCAGUGAAAAGCAGCAGCUGGUGGAGACUCACCUGGCCCGCGUAGAAGCCAUGCUUAAUGACAAGCGCCGCAAUGCUCUGGAGAACUAUCUCUCUGCAUUGCAGGCUGAUUCCCCUCGUCCACAUCGCAUCCUUCAAGCCCUAAAACGAUAUGUAAGAGCGGAAAACAAGGACAGAUUGCAUACUAUCCGUCAUUACCAACACGUACUUGCUGUAGAUCCAGAGAAGGCUGUACAGAUGAAAUCUCAAGUUAUGACCCAUCUCCAUGUUAUUGAAGAGAGAAUGAAUCAAAGCCUGUCUCUGCUGUACAAGAUUCCUUAUGUUGCUGAUGAAAUACAGGAUGAAAUAGAUGAAUUGUUCCAGGAGCAACGAACUGAUAUGGAUCAGUUCUCAUCCUCUUUCUCAGAGUCCCAGGGAGAUGUGAGGGUGAGCUCAGAGGAGAGUGAAGAAAUUCUUCCAAAGAAUGGUAAACCCUUCCGCCCUUUCCAAGUGAAAACCUUCCCAUCAAUCACAGAAUCUGAAGGCUCUGGCAUGGCUGAUCUGAACACUCUUAUUGGUGCCGAGGAGAAGAUUAUCAAUAGCAAGAGCAAAGCUGACCAGAAAGUGGUAAUUGAUGAAACCCUUGAUGUGAAGGAAAUGAUUUUCAAUGCAGAGAGAGUCAGUGGACUUGUGGAUGAGCCGGACACUGAUGGACCACUGCGUAAUGAGUUCAGCUUUAGCAGUGGAGCACUUAUUGGCCUCCUAGUCAUUGCUGUAGCUAUUGCUACAAUAAUUGUCAUCAGCCUUGUUCUGCUGAGGAAGAGGCAGUAUGGUACCAUAAGCCAUGGAAUUGUAGAGGUGGAUCCGAUGCUGACUCCUGAGGAACGUCACUUGAACAAGAUGCAGAAUCACGGAUAUGAAAACCCUACAUAUAAAUACUUGGAGCAAAUGCAGAUUUGAGUGGUGCAUACUUGUGGGAUGGGUGGGUUAAUGAGCCUGAUUAGGGCAUGGAAUGGGAGGGGCCAAAGAAAAUGGGUGGUGUAUUGAUUUUUGUUUCACUGCUGACCAAUCAUUGCUUUUGAGAAGGAGGCUAUGCCUAUUACUUUAGGCACUCCUGGACUCUUAAUCACUCCUGAUAGUACAUUUUGCAUUCCUUUAAACGGGUGACAGAGUAGAGACUUAUUAAGUCUAUGGUAAAUAUUUUACUGCUGAUCUUUUAAGGUGUAGGGUUUUUUUUUUGUUAAUCAUAUAAUUAACAGUUCAGAUGACAUUGUGACUCUUGCAAACUAUAAAUAUAUAUAAAUACGUAUGUAAAUGGGGAAAAAUAUUCAUUUCAGUCAGGUUUCUAGUUCCAGUAGAAAGUUUCUUUAUGCAGCAUCUUUCUGUCUUGUUGGUUUAUUGAAGAUAAGAGAAGCUACAAAACAGGAAUAUUUUGACUUAGAGCUGAACAAAGAUGAAUUGAGAAAGUAGCUGUCAGCUUGUGUUUGAGUUACUGUUCAAAAAGACAUUGGAAGCUGAUAAUAAGCAGAGGCCUUGCUGUGCUACUUACAAGGGAAUGUAAGGUCAAAAAAAUGAAUUCUAGGGUCCCUUUUCAGAAUAGCACGCUCUCUAAUAGCAGCAGGGGUGUUUGUUUCUCACUUACCACAAGUAGCAGGCUCGGUGAGAAUCUGACACCCCUUCCUGGCUUCAGGUGAAUUAAGUUGUUUAAAGCUACAGAACCUUUCUAAGGUGGACAGCCAACAGCCUCUUAAGAUAUCUUUGCCAACAGGUAUGAUAGCAAGUGUAAUCCCUGGGGAAAGUGCAGUGCAGAAGAUUGUUUCUUACAAAAAACACUGCAGAAUUUUUAAAUGCAAGAAUAUUCGAGAGAGUUUUUUUUUUCUACAGGAUAACCUUAAGGUUUUUAUUUUUUUGACGUUACUUACCCUUUAGGCAACGUUUCCACUAGGGUUUUCAAUCUGGUUGUUCUAGAUUCAGGUUGAGAAGAGCUGUUGUGUACUACUGAUAAUACUGUAGAUAUUGUCCUGCUUGAGCCAUUGAGCUCUGUGUUUGUAGAAGACAGAACCUUUAAAGAAUUGCAAUCAUGUAAGCUAGUGCAGUCUACUCUUGCUCUUCAUACCAAUAAGAGUAUUUCAGUAAAUUCAUGUACCGUGUAGAAAUAUGAAUACAUCAGAUGGGAUUUCCAUUAAUCAUAGCCAUACUGGUACCUUUGCACUUAACCCUUAAAUUGUCUUCAUGGUAGCAAGAUCAAGAAUGGCAUUUUUUUUUCCUAUGUAUGACUGUGUGCAACAAGCACUAGCAGCUUUCCAUUCUGUGGCACUCGACCAUCAAUGAACUACCGAUUAAUAGGGAACAAGGGCCAGUAGUACUGCUGCCCAAGGGGCUCGUAGAACAAGGGACUGAUAGCUUCCUAAUUGAAGCAGAGCUGUCUUCAGAUCCCCAACCUGUCUCUGUAAUGCUUGUAAAUUUGAUGUUUGCUAUAACCGCAUCAUUUCAGACUUAAUUAUUUUCUAAGGGCUGAAACACACGGUGCGCCUUCUUCAGAUCCAACGCGAUGAGGAAGCGGAUGCGAUGAAUAUAAUGUAAUUAAUCGGAUUGUCGGACCUACAAGCUGUGUGCAUCUGACACAACACGACUGUCGGAUGAAGACGCAACGUGCGGUGUUGAAAUCAGACAGUCGUGUCGGAUGCAGUUUGUAGGUCUGACAGUCCGAUUACUUACAUUAUAUUCGGCACAUCCGUCUCAUCGCAUCCGAUUCCUCUCAUCGCGCCGGAUCUGAAGAAGGCACACCGUGUGUUUCAGCUUUUAAUCUUAAGGUUCUGGUAACCUGUGGUGUUUGUCUUCCUAUAUAUUUUUCCAUAUUUUACUGUGAGUUUUUAAUUUGUUUUCUUCUGGCCGGAUUUUUUUUUCGCACUAUGCACAGAUUUACCUUAUACCUGCAAGAUUCCUUUGUGUGUUGUGGGGAAUGUAAAAAUUGGAAAACACGUCAAUAAACACUAACUUCCAUAAAGAA